GACAAGAACAGCGGGGGCAAUAUUCCCGUACCCGUCUUCGACGGCACGAGCAAGACGAUGAAGAGGUUCCGCCGGGAGGUAGCCACCUGGCAGAUUGGCACCGAGGUCGAGCUGCCCAAGCAGGGCGCGACGCUUUUGGCCAGCCUCAAGGGCAAGGCCGAGGAGGCGCGCGAGGAGCUCGGCCUGGAGGCCGUCAAGGGCGACGACUCGGUGGAGGUUUUCUUGGAAUAUCUCGGGAAGCGCCUUCCCGAGAUCGAGGUGCUGGAGUUGCCGGCGCUCCUGGAGACAUCCGUGGAGCCGGCGUGCAUCCAGCGCAAGUUCGAGGAUAUCCGCGAUUUCACCAGUCGCUUCCACGGCAUUGCGACGAAGCUGAGGGCUAAGGACAUACAGGUGCACGGCGAGGUCUUGGCCGAGCUGUGCAUCAAGGGCGCCCGCCUGCCACCAGAGCGCGCGGCGAGCGUGCUCAACGGCGUGGGCGGCAAUUUCAAUCCGACGAAGAUCCAGGGGCAGCUCGCGAUCAAUUUGCCCCAAGCAUCGGUCGUGGACGGCCGCGAGGAGCAGCGCAGCGACAGAGGCGGCUACGGAGGUCGCAAAAAGGGCCACGAGAAGGUGCGCGCCACGGAGCUCCGGGGCUACGGCGACGACCUGCCGGACGAGCUACAGGACGUGAUGGGCGAGGCGGAGGGGCAGGUGGCUUUCUUCGCCAAGAAGAUGGCGCGCGCCAAGGACCAGCUAAAGGAGGCCAAGCAGGCGCGCGUCUACUUCGCCGAGCGAGGCGGCGGGCGCCCGCCGAAGAAGGGCGACGCCAAGAUCGCCGGGGCCGACAUCCCACGAAAGCGAAGUUACAAGACGAACGUGACUACGAACGACGGGGCCGGCGACGCGCAGGGGCCCCGCGUCGCGGAGAUGACGGUCGCGGCGGUCUACCAGCACGAGCAGCCCAGAGCGGUGCCCGAGGAGGUGGCGGCCGCCUCGUUCUACAUCAACAAGGACAACCAGUGCCUCAUGGCCGCGACGGUUUCGGCGCUCAUCUACACCAGCGUCGAAGACCUACCCCAUGAGUCGGGCGGCAAGCUGACUUUCGACGCCGCCUGCUCGCGGUGCGUCGGCUGCCUGGGCUGGUGCAACGAUGUCAAGAAGAAGCUGGCGGCCUUCAACGUCCAUCCGAUCGAGUGCCCGGAGAAGGAGCCGUUCCGCUUCGGAGCGCCCAGGGUUGAAUGCAGCCUCAAGACGACGCUGAUUCCCUGCGCGGUGAAUGGCAAGGCCUGCGCCGUGCGCGUGAGCAUCGUGCGCGGCGCCGUGCCGGGGCUGUUCAGCCGCCAGGCCCAGAGCGAAUUGGGCAUUGUCUACCGCGCGGGGGACAACAAGCUGGACAUCAAGUCCGUCAGCGAGCACGGCGUCCAGAUGGGCCUGGGCUGCGCCAGGCGCCCGACGCUCGAGAUUGCAGGCUUUGCGCCGAGCUGCGAGCCCGUGUCGGGCGUCUCGGACGCCGAGACCGAGAUCAGGCUGCAUCCUUUUGCGACUUACCACGCUGAGACAGCCGUGGCCAGCGCCGCCAAGCUGGCUGCGCCCGAGUGCUGCGACCAAGGGGUCGCCUCGGAGGCCGACGAGUCUCAGUCGGAGACUGACUGCGACGAGCUCGAUAGCGCUGAACUGUUCGAGCAGCAAGUGCGCCAGUCAUCAAACGGCAUCAUCGCCGCAGCCAUCCGGCUUGAGUUCAUCGCGAGCUCCAGCAGCUUUUACGACGCGUGCCGUGGCAGGUCCAGCCACCGCUGUUUUUUCGCGAACCAGCGGCCCGCGUUCAUGCCCCCGUCGCAGCGGAAAUGCACGACAUCUCCCAGGGCGACGAACCGGGAGGCCAGCUACUCGAACGUGCCGACGCCGAGUACUUCCCCCCUGCCGGCGAUCUCCAGCAUGCAGAUGGGGGACCUACAGGCGGAGGUGGCAAGCUACGAGUUGGAUGUGCGCGACGCGACGUGCGACCAGCUCCGAGUCAUCCUGCGCGCGUUGAGGGCCAAGGGCCAGGAGAAGCAGGCGCAGGACACCCCCGGGCUCGGCAAGAUGCACAAGCACGAUCUCCAGGAGUUGUGCAGGAUGAAGGACAUCGACUUCGACCAGCACGCGACCGUGCCGAAGCUCAGGCAGCGCCUGAAGGGCUGGAAGGUCGAGAACGCGGUCAGCGGCGCCUCGAGCAACAUGGCCCAUCCAAGCUCGCAGAUCACGGGGGGCGACAAGAUGCGCUUCGGCAAGUACCCGACCGCGGAUUACCGCUGGGUGCUCAAGAACGACCUGGGCUACGCGCGGUGGGUCAAGGCUCACGGAGUGAAGCCGCUCGAGCCAGAGAAGGCCAAGACCGCCAUCGAGGCGGUGAUGGCCGAGGAGGUGGUCCUAGACGACGAGUCGGUGACGCCGGCGGCGACGACCAAGCGGGCCUCAGCAAGCCGAGGCAGCUGGGCGGGUCACCGCCGCCCGAGGCCGGUCGAGGGGUACGAGAUGGACACCGGCGACCGCGGUUUCCAGAAGGCGGGUGAGGAGACCGACCAGGAGACGGACGCGGGCCAGCCGCCAGCCUCGGGCCGGCGGUCAGGCGUCAAGAAGGGCAAGCGCGUCGGCCUACUCGACCAGGUCACGGGCUUGCUGAGCGCCUUCGCUUUUCAGGCGGUGCUCGCGGCGGACUGGUUGUCCCAACUUAUCAAGCCGUUCGCGCAGUAUGCGACGAGCGCCGCGCAGGACGUGGCGGACCACGCGAGGAACGUUAAGGAGGUCUACGCAGUCCGGAGCCACGGCGUGGACGUCAUGCAGGUGUUCGGAGGCGAAGGCGGUAUUGCCGAGGCGGCAGUGCGCCGCAACGUGACAGCCGCUGAGGUGAUCGACCGUGAGUACGGCUGGGACCUCCGCAAUCAGACGGACCUGGAGAUGACGCACGAGCGGUGCUACGCAUCGAGGCCGAAGUUCGUGUCGAUCGAGCUACCCUGCACCUGCUGCGCGAACAUUGCGCACCUCAACUUCCGCGCGCCGCAGGGCAAGCAGGCGCUGCGGCGCGGCGUCGCCAUGAUCGAGAACCCGGCCACCAGCUGGAUCUGGGCGCGGCGCAUCAUGAUGGAGCUACUUGCCGACAAGCGCGUGUACCAGGUGAGGUGCGAUAUGUGCGAGUACGGGGCUCGACGCUGCAAGGCGGGGGGGCUCAUCAAGCACCCCUCCAAGCUGCUCGUCACCCACAAGGAGUUCGAGCGGCUACGCCGCGCCGGUAGCCACGCGCGCCGCGACCAGACGUUCGGGGACAACUUGGCGGUGCGGAAGUCUGGCGUUUACCCGGCCAAAUUCUGCCGAGCGGUGGUGCGCGUCGUCGAGCAGAUCGUUCGCCAGCAGGGUGUUCCUUGCGCCUGCCAGGUGGGCUGCGGCGCUUCCUCGUCGCCCUUCGUCGCGACGGAGCUGAAGGGGCAGGCCGCCGCCUACGUGAACGAUGCCGCGCCCCUGGGAAAGACGGGCGAGCCUAUUGGGGGCCCAGGCCCCAUGGGCGGCGGAGACGACUUCGCCGACGCUCACGACGUGGAGGCCGACGAGACUGUGGGCGGCAGGGUCGGGGUCGGCGCGAUUACUUUCACAAAGAACGCAGCAGCCUGCUGCAAGCCGGCCGAGCUGGCCAUGCUCAAGAGACCCCACGUCAACUUGGGCCACCCGUCUAAUGGGGACUUGGGCCGCAGUCUGCGACUCAAGGGCGCUAAGUCGGCCGCCGUGCAGGCCGUCAAGGGGCUGAUCUGCGGAGUGUGCCGCUCGCAGCAGCGCCCGAGCGCAAGGGGGCCAGCGCGCCCCCACUCCGUGCAGGAUUUCGGCGACGACUUGGGCUUCGAUUGCUUCGAGCUCAAGGACGUCGACGGCGAGAUCUACUGGUACUUCAGCAUCGUCGACUUGGCCACUACCUUCCACGUCGCGACGCUGUUCGGUCGCCGCGCCAGCCAGGAGUUCGCUGCGGCCUUCGAGAGGUGCUGGGCCUCCUGGGCCGGCGUCCCGGACCGAGUCUACUUCGACAUGGAGAGGGGUUUCGGCGGCGUUCUCAGCGAGCUGUUCCAGUCUUUCGACACGGUGCAGCUGCCUAUCGCUGGACAGGCCCACCGGCAGCUCGGUCGAGUGGAACGUCAGGGGGCCUGGUGGAAGGAGCUCGCUGCAGGGGCGAUCGAGCACUCGUCGAUCAGGGGCGAAGACGAGAUGCGGGCGCUGGGCAUCAUGGCGUCGGGCGCGAAGAACUCGCUGAGGAGGCGGGCCGGCUUCAGCCCCGCGCAGUGGGUGCUGGGGCGCGACCCCAAGAUGCCCGCCGACCUGGUGGGCGACGCGGCCAAUUUCAGCGCCCGCAGCCUCGCCACCAAUGACGAGAAUAUUCGCCGCCGAUUUGCUAUUCGGACGGCGGCGCGCGAGUCGUUCAUGCGGAUGCAGAACGACGACCAGCUCAGACGAGCGAUGCUGGCUCGCGCGCGCAUCGUGGCCACGCCCUUGUCAGUGGGCGAGAUGUGCUACAUUUUCCGCCAAGUCAAGAAGGGGGAGAAGGAGCAGCACAACCGCAACGCCAAGAAGGGCAUCUGGCGGGGGCCGUGCGUGGUCAUCGGUCACCAGAGCAACGACGCCUGGGUCUCGCUGAAAGGGCGCACCAUGCUGGUGGCCCCGGAGCAUAUCAAGGCGCUUGCUCCGGACGACGUCUGGUUCCCGAACGGCCGGGGCGAGAUCGGCCAGGCCGUGGCCGAGCUCAACGGGGCUCGCGGUUCACUCGAGCAGGUCCAGCCAGACGAGAUGGAGCAGGCGUGGCGGGAUUUCAUCGACAGCCCAGACGACGACGACCCGAGGCUGAACGUUCCUGAGGACCCGAAGCCCCAGGAGCAGAUCGAGGUGCUGCCCGCCGACCGAGCCGACGUGCCUCAGUCGGCCUUGGAGGAGCAGCCCUGCGGUCCCGUCGAGUUCCGACGACGGCGAGCGACCUUCGACGGGGCGGACAGCGGCGAUUUCGGCCCAGCCCCCAUGCGCCUGCAGACCGCCAAGGAGCACGCGGGCUCUGGAGUACCGCCCCCGAGGGCAGCCUCGCGCGAUCGGGCGGCCGCGCCCGGCGGCGGAGCAGCGGCCGGAUGCGAGCCGGAGGGCGCUAGAGAGCGUUCGAGGUCGGCUCCCAGAGAAGCGAUGCAGACCUCCAUCGUCACCGAGAGGAUCAAGCGCAAGCAAGCCGACAAGGAGAUCCAUUGUAGGGCCAUCAAGGACUCCGACAGGGAGCUCUACCGAGAGGCGGCGGCCAAGCAGUGGAGCGAGUGGCAGAUGCACGGAUCCUGUCAGGUGCUCACCAUCGAGGAGUCCGAGGCGGUCAGGGGCAGGGUCCCAGGGUCAAGGAACGCGCCGCUGCGGACCGACGAGCACCCGCUGCCAGUCAAGGCCAAGGCCCGACUCUGCGUCGGGGGUCACAUGGACCCGCGUCUCGCUCAGGGCGACCUGCGCACAGACGCGCCUACGGUCACCCGCAACUCGACUAUGCUGUUCUUCACCAUCUGCCAGAGGUUCGACCUGGAGAUUUACGCAGCGUGCGUGGAGGCGGCUCUCAUGCAAGGCGACGAGCAGCCCGACCAGCAGUUGUGCAUGGCUCAGCCCCGCGAGGGCCCUGGGCUGCACCAGAUGCAACUGAUCAAGAUCCUCGAGGGAGUCUUCGGGCUAGCCACCGCACCGCGACACUGGUGGGCUAAGCUCAAAAGGACCUUGCUUGCGGUGGAGGAGAAGCUAGGUGACUACGUGUUUCGCCUUCGCCAGCAUUCGCUGGAUCCAGCGCUGUACUACGGCUGCGACAAGCACGGGAAGCUGUGCGCUGUGGUGGUCGCCCACGUGGACGACCUGCUGCUGGGCGUCUCGCCCAAGUGCCCGAGCCUGUGCGACCGGCUCUACAAGCUCCUGCCGUGGGGCGAUUGGAGAGGCUUGCCAUUCACCUUUUGUGGCAAGCAGGCGCGGCGCGAUGAGGAGGGGGUCCUACACCUACGCCAGACGGAGUGCGCGAACACGAUCGACCAGAUCGCGUUCAGCAAGGAGCGCAAGACGGAGCUGUCGGCGGAGGCGUCGCCAGCCGAGACCUGCUCGACGAAUCGACUCAUCAAGCUGGCGCGGAAGUACGCGGACGUGGGACUGGAAUUCCCGAAGCUACGUGGACCGCUUUGCCUGGUCACGUACCACGGCGCCAGCUGGGCCACUGCUGACGAGCCACCUGAAGGUGUCAUAGCUACGCUACUCACCAAGAUCGUGGGCAGCAAGGACAAUAAUAUCAAGAUCCUCUCGCAGGCCGGCUACGCGACGUUCAUCGCCGAGGCUAAGCUGUUGCGCGGCGACAAGGCGCGAGCGGGAAUCGUUGAUUGGCGAUCGGGCACCAGCGAGAGGGUUUGCAGAUCCACUUUGGCAGCUGAGACGAUGUCACCGGUAGACGCACUAGGCUGUGCUCAGAUCGCACGCUGUGUUUUCGCUUCGCUGGAGAUGCAGGAUCCUCAUCUGGAAGAUGUCCCACCGAGUUUGCUGCCGCUUGCUCAGGUCACAGAUUGCGCUAGCUUGUUCGAUGCGAUGCACAAGGACGGUUGCUCCAAGCUCCCGUCAGAGCG
Molecule: messenger RNA, 6608 nt
Organism: Prorocentrum cordatum
Lineage: Eukaryota; Dinophyceae; Prorocentrales; Prorocentraceae
Source: the annotation of a GenBank genome assembly